Bactrocera latifrons is the source of this 2983-nucleotide messenger RNA. RefSeq names its product acidic repeat-containing protein (gene ect). Lineage: Eukaryota; Metazoa; Arthropoda; Insecta; Diptera; Tephritidae. Bases 274 to 2802 code for a protein of 842 amino acids. The transcript has 7 exons. The record is from RefSeq and is a predicted model, not a curated record.
AAAAACCGCAAGAGAAAACUUUUAUUGACGUUAGUCGUGCGGCAAGCGGCCAAGAGUGCAGUGUUUGUGGCAAAGGUGGCAAACAGUGUUCAAAAAAUACACGAGUGAUAAGCUUUAAAGACAUAUUGAACAGAAACACUAGUGUGCUUACGCCAAAGUUUAAAAGUUUUACGAAUAAUAUUUUCAGCUAAAGGAAAUUUUGGUUUUUAAAUUGGCAGAGCGACGGUUUUCGUUUAUACAGAGUUUGAGUAAAUCCACUUAGAAGAAAGCACUAUGAAAUUCGUCCUGCUCCUGUGCAUACUCAGCGCUGUGCUGCUACAAAUUCAAGCCUCCCCCGUCCAGCUGGUCGAGCGCCAGGAACGCGCCAUCGCGCGGCAGCAAGCCGUCAAUGAUGUAGCGCCCGUCGCCGCGCCGGCCGAUGAUGACGAUGACGACGACGACGACGAUGAUGAUGAUGAUGACGAGCCCGAUCUAGGCGAUCUCGUGGACGAUGACGAUGUUGUAUUUCUUUCGGGGCUUUCAGAUGACGACGACGACGAUGAUGAGGAGGACGACGAUGAUGAGGAAGACGACACGCCACAGGGACAAGCGGCGCCAGCUGCCGCUGCUGCCAGCGACGAUGAUGAGGAGGAUGAUGAUGAUGAUUAUUUGGACCGUUUGUUCGAUGAUAUUUUGGGAGAUGAUGAUGAUGAAGACGAUGACGACGAAGACACGCCCGCCGUCGCCAGCGCACCCGUUGCCGCCGCGCCGGUACCAGCCGCUCCUAUAGAGGACCUCGCACCCGUCGGCCAAUCGGCCGUCAGUGGCGGCAUCUCGGACGGUGUUGAUCUACCCCUCGAAAGCGGCAAUGCUGCCGAUGCUGUAGCCGCCGGAAAUGCGGCCGACGAUGCCAACGCUGUCUCCAGCAACAACAACGAAGGUGAACAAAAUGUUUUUUACGAUGAAGAAUUAAGUAGUAAUGUUGUAGAAGAUGGCGGUAGUUUAGAGCCAAUAAUAGAAGAAGAAGAAGAUUUUGAAAGUAGUGUCGUUGAUGGUAGCGAUGUUGUUAGCGAUAGCGAUAGUAAUGGUAAUAUUGCCCACAAUAUUGCCGCACACAUCACCAAUACAGAUACGCAUCUCAUACCGCAUCAUACAAAUACAAUUACAAAUACAAAACUCCAUAACAGUCAAUCACCAAUAUCAGCAUCCACGCCACAGAAACUCAGUCAAAUUCAUACUCAUAAAACAAAUUCGCUGACAAAAGCAAGCGCAGCAACAGCAGCAACAUCCGCCACGCAAACAAUAACAAAGCCAACAACAACUAAUACAAAAACAAACGGUAGUGGUAGUAGUAGUGCAAAUAAGAAGCAACAGCUGGCAGCGCCCAACGCGGCCGGAGGAAGCGUUGCGGCCGCCGCCAAGCCGGCAGUAGCAAGCGCCAAUCCAGCGGCCGGCGCAGCAGCUGUCGCCUCGAAUUUGAAUAACAAUAGUAAUGUUGAGGAUGAUGAUGAUGAUGAUGAUGAUUACGAUGAGGAAGAUGAUGAUGAUAUUGAUGAUGGAGUCGCUGAAAUUACAGGUGCCAUAACAGGUGACGACGACGAGGAGGACGACGAGGCCGACGACGAUGAUGACGACGACGACAUCAUCGGCGAGAAUGUCAUUGAAGCAAGACGCGAAGCACGAAACCUGAAGAAUAAUAUCAUCGAAAUGARCAACGACGCCUUCCAGGAGCGACACAAUCAAUUCAUUGAUUCGAUAUUUUCGCGCAUCAAUCGCAUUGUGGCCGACAAYUACGAUCCGUUUGUAGUGCGCUUGCACGCCCGAGCGGCGACCAAGAAAAGCGGCGCCGCCAGUGGCAGCUCAGCAGGAUAUGCAGCGUCGGUGACGAAGGGGAAGCCGGCAAAGUCAUCAAUGACGAACAGGCAUAAACUGAAAAACACCAAAUCAGAACCACGCGCCCUGGAUGAAGAGCCACGCCGCAUGGCAGUGAGCGACGCUAAGGUACAAAGCAAAUUACAGGAACAACUGCAGCAGUUACAAUUACAGCAAGAGCAAAGCAUCAAAGCAGUCGCUGCUGUGAAAAAAGCGGAUGGCGGUGAUGCUAAAUUAGCGGGAAAUGUCGGCGACGCUGCCAAUGCGGCCGCUACAUUGCCGGAAAUGCGCACCGUAUUAAACGGGGAGGCCAACAAGGCCAACGCCAGCGCCGGCGGCACAAAGAAAACUUCAAACAAGGCACAUAAGACACACACGAAAAAAAGUCAAGCCAAUGCUAACACCCACAACAACAGCAACGCUGGCACUAAACUAAAGCAGAAUACUAAAAAUAACGGUAAUAGUAACAACAGCAACAACAAUGCGCAUGGUGCCGUUGGCAGUGGCAAAGAAAUUGAAAAGCUGCAAAAAGCCGAAGGCAGCCUCUCCGGCUUGGCUUCGUUGAAGCGUGUGGGCAAUGUGAAAGUGGUCGCCGAUCCGGAAGGCUCCAACUCAACCAUUAAGGCCAAAUUCACUUUGGGUCCAUUGACUUUGCGCGURGAAAAGUCAUUCAAACGCGGCAGUGUGCACAGUGUGAARAGCGCUACAGCGCGCACCAACGAGAUGAUUGGCCGCAUCAAAUUCGGCGUCGUCAACGAUCGCGCCACACUCAUGUCCAUUAAGGUGCAGCAGCCAAAGCAGGUGGAGGUGGAGAGCAAGGACAAUCACGACCGCACACGCGAAUUCGUUUGGCGGCGCACACCGAAAAUCGCCAAAUUAGUUAACGAAAAGCUGAAAUUGGCCGCCGAGUCGCUAUUCACAACCCAAGGUGUCGAAGUGGUGAGGCUGUAGAUGACUGCCCGUCUUCGUAGUUAAUUAUAUAUAAUUUUACGCAAAUAUUUGGGAUGCGGGUCGGUGAAAGUUUAGGUUGGCAGUGUAGCUCUACCGUUUUCCAUAAGAAUGGUAAUCGAGAUUAUCUCUAACUUUGUUAAUUAUAAGUAUUCACAAAUAUAUGACCCUAAUUUAUUAUUUA